Chrysemys picta bellii (western painted turtle) is the source of this 2477-nucleotide messenger RNA. Its product is annotated as zinc finger protein RFP-like. The record is from RefSeq and is a predicted model, not a curated record. Gene Ontology annotation, biological process: protein ubiquitination. Gene Ontology annotation, molecular function: ubiquitin protein ligase activity; zinc ion binding. Gene Ontology annotation, cellular component: cytoplasm. NCBI's taxonomy places the organism in Eukaryota, Metazoa, Chordata, Testudines, Emydidae.
UGUGUUUGUCUUUUUCGCAGCAGCCAUGUCAGAUACGAACUGGGGGGAAGAGCUCCACGAUGAGCUGGUUUGUCCCAUCUGCCUGGAGCCCUUUAAAGACCCAGUGAUUCUAGACUGUGGGCACAAUUACUGCCAAGCCUGUAUCACCGACUGCUGGGGGGCGUCGGGCACAGGAGUGUGCCCCCAAUGCAGGAAACCUCUCCCCGAGGCGGAGCUGAGGCCUAACAAGCAGGUGGAGGCGGUGGUGGGCAUAGCGAGACGCCUAGAAGGAGAAUGCAAGAAACAUCAAGACGAUUUGAAGCUCUACUGCAAAGAGGACCGGACCCUCAUCUGCAGGGUUUGCAGAGAGUCUCGAGAACACAGAGCUCACACAGUCCUUCCCAUUGAAGCGGCUGCAGAGGAGUUUAAGGAGCAACUUCUGAGUCAUCGGAAUCAUUUUCAGCGUGUGAGAGACGAGCGAGGGAGACGGGCAGCUGCUGAAGAAGGGAAAUGUCAAACUCUACUGAAACAGCUAGAACGCCAGAAGCAGGAGAGUUUGUCUGAAUUCAAGCAAGUGUGCCAGGUUUUGAAGCAGGGAGAGCAUCUCCUAUGUGACUGCCUGGAAGGCAUGAUACAGGACCUUGGGAAGACGAGGAAUAAAAAUACUAAGGGGCUAUUACUUCUCGAUAAUUGCAUAGCUGAGAUAAAUCAGAAGUGCCAGCAGCCGGGGAUUGAACUGCUCAAGGACAUUGGCAGCACCUUAAGCAGGUGUGAGCAGGUGAAAGGGGAAGAGGAGGCGCCUGUUGAUUCUUUGACUGAACUGGAGAGUAGUGUGUUGGCUCUCUCGGAAAGCCAGAAAGUUCUGCAUGGUCUGCUGAAGAAUUUCAGAGUGGAAUUGGCUCCAGAAUUGGGUCCUCUUGAAAACGUCUCGUCUGAGGUUCAGAGACAAGUGAGUGGUGAAGACCCAACGGAGGAUGUGCCGGACAGCCCUAAACAAGAGGACACUUCUGUUUGCCUGCUGGACUAUGAGGAUGGCAAACUCAACUCAGAUAGCUGUCAGAAGCAAGAAGUUGUCCCUCCUGACAGACAGAAUAAUUUAACUGACUUCAGAAAUGUUGAGCCAGAAGGAGACAGAGCUGCUGAAUAUUCAAUGUCUGAGCCUGUCCCAGACAUUUCAUUCCUGAAUGGCAGUGGUACCUUAAAUCCGCUUGACAAGAAACAGGUGGUACAUCGUAGGCCAGGUCACUGGUUUGACUCCAAGGUCAGGAGACGUGGUGCGUGGAAGAUCGUAGCUGCUGUCGUAGCUACAGUACUUGCGGUUCUCCUUAUCGCAGUGAUUGCUUGGUCAGUACCAAAGGCCAAUGUGACCACUCCGGACAGCCCUGCCACCUGCUGCCCUGAAAACUGGAUUGGGUACCAUGGAAAAUGUUACCUUUUCUCUGAGGAUGAAGCAGACUGGACCUCAAGCCAACAUUCCUGCUCUUCCCACAGUGCCUCCUUGGCUUGGCUUGACACCCUGCAGGAAAAGGAUUUCUUGAUGCGACACAAGGGCUACCUUGAUCCCUGGAUCAGCCUCAGGAGGGAACCGGGCCAGCCCUGGAAGUGGCCCAAUGGCUCAGUAUUCAACGACCCGGUUCAAACAGGAGAAGGAGGAGAAUGUGCCUAUAUGUUCAAAAACACCAUCAGCAGUUCAAAGUGCUACACACAGAGGAACUGGAUUUGUAGCAAACCUGAUGAAUUUGCAAAGAGAGAGAUUACUUAAGAACUAGGAACAUGCGCCAUUUUUAUUUCACUGCUUCUUGGGGUACGAAGAAGGAAGACUUUUUGUUUUUGUUUUUCCUGUUUGGUUUAUGUUCCUCACAAUAUUGGGAAAUAUGCUGUUAAAUCUUGUCUCCCCAGUGUAAAGAUGAUGCAAAUGAGAAAAGAAUCAGUCCUGCUUGUCUUGUACAUUUCUAUCCCUUAACCCACUUCUAGCAUACAAUGAAGCAAAGGACAGCGCUACCCCAUGUAACCGAGCAGUAUCAAAUCAAAAUGGGCACUUACUGGAGUGCCCCUCUCCUGCAUCAUGCAUGCCAGAGGCAGAGUGCUGGGACUGGCUUGAUCCCUCAGGAGACAAGAAGAGAUCCUGGCUCACCAAAUUACCAGACGACCCUGUCGUAUGACCCACCUCAUCCUCCAAUUCCACUUCUUUGUCCACCACUUUGUCCUUGGGGUUGAGUCCGCUGGCUGCUGUCUCCAGCCACCCCCUGCCCAAAGUACUUGUGGGCUCUCAGAGGUGGAGGUGAGGUCACUUCUGAGGAUGGUGUCCAGCUCCUUGUAGAAGUGGCAGGUCUUUGGCACAGCACCAGAGAGUUCGCCUCCCUUGCCUGCCUCAACUCCUUUAUCUUUGAACGGCACAGAUGUGUGGCCCAUUCGUCAGGGCCGGCUCCAGGGUUUGGGCCGCCCCAAGCAGCCAAACAAAAAAAAAGCCACGAUCACGAUCUGCGGCGGCAAUUCGG